AUGGCAAACGUUCGUGACUGGAGAGGGGACGAGCUGUCUCUAACCUCGUUCUAUUAUUCUAUUCCCCGGGUGACAAGAACUUGGCUGACUGCUGCCACUUUAUUCACCCUUGCCUGUGGUCUGGGUUUCGUUCCGUUUGGGGCGGUACUUCUUGACUGGGAUCGGGUCCUUCGAAAGUACGAGAUCUGGCGGCCGUUGACAGCGUCAUUUCUUCUGGGGCCGCUCGGCUUGAAUUUCCUGUUCGAUCUAGUGUUUCUUUAUCGCUUCUCAAAAUCCCUCGAAACCGGAGUCUUCAUGGGCUCUUCCGCUGAGUACACUUGGAUGUUGGUAGUAAUCGAGUUUUUCUUGUGUUUGGCCUCAAUGGUCUUGGUACCACUUCCGAUUCUCGGCAGAUGUUUAAUGAUGGCCAUAAUGCAUGUAUGGUCGCGAAAGUUUCCACGUGAACGAGUUCAUGUCUUUGUCUUUGCCGUCCCCGCUGCGUACCUUUCUUUCGCGCUUUUGGCAAUUAAUACGCUGCUCGCAGGACGGCUCGAUAUCCCAGGCAUCGUUGGCGUGCUCAGUGGUCACCUCUUCUACUUCUUGGAUGCGAUAUAUCCAUCGCUUCAUGGACACCAAAGAGCGGGAAUCACCAAAACGCCCAGUUGGAUGUACCGACUGUUUGGAGAACGUCCACGCAACCAACCUCGCAAUCAGAGAAACGAAAUAACUCAGCCCCGCAGCGCUUCCAUUCUUUCACAAAUACGGGGGCAUCACUGGGGUACUGGCCAAAGACUUGGCUCUGCUGAGGAUAUAGAUUCAUGA
Messenger RNA from Cyanidioschyzon merolae strain 10D, 801 nucleotides. RefSeq lists its product as hypothetical. The record is from RefSeq and is a predicted model, not a curated record. Gene Ontology annotation, molecular function: ubiquitin-specific protease binding; misfolded protein binding. Gene Ontology annotation, biological process: endoplasmic reticulum unfolded protein response. Gene Ontology annotation, cellular component: endoplasmic reticulum membrane; Hrd1p ubiquitin ligase ERAD-L complex. Lineage: Eukaryota; Rhodophyta; Bangiophyceae; Cyanidiales; Cyanidiaceae. The transcript has a single exon. The coding region runs from base 1 to 801 and encodes 266 amino acids.